AUGUCGAUGAGUACGGACGUGUGCGUUAAAUGCUCCGAUAAUUUUAUUGUUAAUAAUAAAACUAUAGAAUGUAAGAUCUGUAAAUGUAUUGUUCACGCUGCGUGUGUGUAUAUUAAAGAUUCUUGGCUGAAAGGUUUCUCUGAGAAUACUAACAUAAAGUGGUUGUGCGAUUUGUGCAACGAAAAAUGGUUGUCGUUGACUAAUGAACUGUCGUUAACUAAUGCUAAUAGUGUAUUUCUUCUGAAAAAGAAGGUGGAUGGCCUGUCAGUUGAGAAAACUCUUCUCCAAAAACUGGUAGAUAGCUCAGAAUACACAAUAAAAAUUCAGAAAAGUCUUAUAAAUGAGUAUGAGGAAAAAUUAUCCCAAUUUGGAGGUCAAAUGAAGGUCAAGCGAACCCAAUUUGGGUGAUAUUGAGCGGUUUUUUGAAAAGCUUGCACUAUUGCUUGAUAUCCUGAAUGGUGAAAGGUCUGCAAGGUUUGUCAUAGUGGGUGAUUUUAAUGUGGAUAUACUCAAACCAAAUCACAGGGAUACACAAACUCUGUUGUCUGUGCUACACUCGUAUGGUCUUCAACCAAUUAUUAGUGAACCAA
Harmonia axyridis is the source of this 590-nucleotide messenger RNA. RefSeq lists its product as uncharacterized. The transcript is spliced from 2 exons. Bases 1 to 408 code for a protein of 135 amino acids. The record is from RefSeq and is a predicted model, not a curated record. NCBI's taxonomy places the organism in Eukaryota, Metazoa, Arthropoda, Insecta, Coleoptera, Coccinellidae.